CAGUCAUGGCAUUGUGUGAAGGUCAGCUAGAUUCCGUGCGGCAGCUGCAGGAGUCCUCACACGAGGAGACCAGUUCGCCAGAGAAGAAGCCCAAAGUUGAAGUGAAUGGUGACAUCUACGGACUUGAUAAAGUACCCCAGUUACCUCUCAGCGUUGACUAUCGCUCCCCUGUGUCACACUUCAUACCUCCAGCAGUCGAGCAGCUGUAUGCAUCACGACAUAAACAGGAAAGAGAGGAGGCACAUGCUGUCGCCGCCCCAAGUGCCACCCCCCCGGUGAAAAGGAAAAGGGGCCGCCCCAGGGUUGACAAAACGAGCCCCGAGUAUCUCGCCAAUCUGGCUGCGAGAAAGCAGGCCAGAGAGAUGGCUGCUGUGAUGUCUGCCAACAGUAGUAGCAACACUACUCCAACACUACGCCAGGCUAGUGGGGAGAAGCGGAAACGUGGAAGACCACGGGUGGACAAGACUAGCCCAGAAUACCUGGCGAGGAAGCGGGCCAGGGAACUGGAAGCUCUGGAGAAGAAAGCAAAGAAGGAACAUAGAAGAAGAACUACAGCAGAUUCAGCAGCUUCUUCGUCAGCCGGUGAGUCCACUCCAAGAGUCAAGAGGAAGUAUACCAAACGAACUCCGACUACCAAGAAGGAAGCGUUACCGAACUCGGCGGACAGAGUUAAGGGCAAGAGAGGAAGACCGAGGAAGAUAGACCAGCUAGCGCAGAGGCAUCCGGAGGAAGUUGGCAGGAUCCGCGUGAGGAGCAACUUGAUGCCCGCGAACACGGAACCCAUACCGGUGGACAGCGACGACGAACCAGAUCUUGGUUCCCCGAGUCAGGCUUCCGACUCGCUCAGCCUGGAUGAGAACCUCCGCGCGCUGCGACACAUCCACGAGAAAUAUGCCAACAUUGAUAAGGACGACCUAUAUGGGACUCACCUGAUCGCGGCCAACUUCAAGAAGCCGCCGGCGGGGUCUCGCCGCCAGCUUGAUGACGAUGUACUGUCCAUCAGGAGUUCAGAAGGAGACGGUGGUUCAGUCAAAGAUGAGGACACCAAGGUGGAGAAGCUUGAGGACAGCUCCAAUUCGGCCUCGGACAGUAGCUCGGGCUCCGGCAGCUCGAGUAGUGGAUCCAGUUCAUCAUCUAGCUCUUCCAGCUCCAGCUCGGACAGCUCCGACAGCGAGAACGAGCCGGAGACAACGAACAAAAACGUGAACCCGGGUGUCAACGAUGACAGCAGAUCGUUCGGUGCAUGGUCGUACGGCCCCCAGUCGGGCACCAACACCGAGUCGGCGUCCGACUCCGACCCCGAGCGUAACGGCAUCCCGGGGCCCGUGCCCACCCAGGACGAGAUCAGCGAGAGCGACAACGAGUCUGCCGACAAGAGCUUCCAGUGCCACAUCUGCAAGAAGUGGUACUCCACCCGCGUCACGCUCAAGAUCCACCGGCGCGUGCACCAGAACAAGGGUUCUGGUGGCGGACGGUCGCGGGCGCGCUCCUCCGACAAGUACGAGUGUGACUGCUGCAACCAGACCUUCACGAGGCGGGAGAAGCUGUGGGAGCACAAGGCGGAAGUCCACCGCGGUUCUAUGACGGUGCGGUGCGAGGUUUGCCGCAAGUGCUUCGAAGACGAGACCGAAUUGGCACAGCACGACGCGUUGCACACGGAUGAUGAGAGAGCUGGGCGCUGCUCGCAGUGCGGCGCGCAGUUCCCGCGUCACGAUCAGCUGGCGCGGCACGUGGCGGCCGCCCACCCGGCGCCCGCGCGGCUGCCGCACGCGUGCCCGACCUGCGGCAAGCGGUUCAGCCACGCGCACUCACUCACGCGCCACGCGCACAACCACGCCAAGCAGCUCUACCGCUGCGUCGUGUGCAAGACAUCGUUCGCUCGCGCUGACCAACUGGCGCAACAUUUGAACAGCCACCUGGCGAACUACAAGCGUCUCAAGCAAUAAGUCCGAAAAGGCCCGACGGUCUGUGUAAUAUAAAAGUUCCGUGGCCCCUAAAAACGCGGGCCCCGUUUCAUUUGGGCCCUGGUAAAUUUAUCGUUCUAAAGAUCUUAUAGGCUUAGUGGAUGUUCGUAAUAUUGUAUGGGCCCUUAAUGUUAUGCGUUUAUCACAUGGUAUGAAUGAGUUUAAGUUAUUUUAUGUGAUAAAUGAUAUGGGAAUAGUUUAGUUAGCAAGGGGUCGCGAAUUUGAUGCUAUAAUCAGCUUUCACGUGAUUUUUUGUCGAAUAAUUAUCAACAAAUUAGCAUUCGAAUGGCGAACAUAUCAGUAAAAAGAUUUUUUCUUACAUAUAAGAAAUUAAUGCAAUAAUAACAAAAUACAUAUUUCAAUUUAAGUACUAUUAGAAGUGGUGUAAUUAUUUUGAAAAUGAAUAUUAAAUAGUUUUAUAUGCUUUGAAGUUAUUCUUGUACAGGACAACGCCUUUGCUUAUUUAUUCCAUUUCAAAUCGACAGUAACACGACGCGUCGCAACGUGGAGCCAUUUCAUAUGUUUCUGCGUUGCAUGUUCAAAUUUAAAAUUCAAAUAUUUUCAGAAUAGUAUGUGUCAAAAAUUAUCACCCACUCCAAAAAGAAUUUCUCAGAUCUGAGUAGACUUUACAUUAUCAAGAAUAUAUUGAGAAGCAACAGUAAAAAAUUUAAUUCUUUUAAAUUUUUCUCUCAAUCAUUCAAUUCUUAAUCAUCCAAAAUAGUUUGGAAAACAUGUAGAAAAUUAUUGUUUGAAAAUCGAAAUGAGGUGUUAUGUAAAACAGAUAGAUACAUCUUCCCGGAUAAUGAAUAUAUUAUAUAAUUGUGAAUAUGAAAAAUAUAAAAUAGAAAAUAUCUUUGGAAUUCAAAGUCUAUUUACCUUUUUAAUUUUAUAUUAUUUUUUAUAUACGGAUUAAUUAAGAUAACGUCCCAUGGAAUAGAAAAUGGGCCCAUACAGCUUAAUUAUAAUGUAUUUGGGGCCUUUUUCAUUAUUACACGGGCCCAAGUGAAGUGAGACGUUCCAUUUUGAAUGUAGUUAGUUAGUUUGGGCCCUUUUUGGUGUUUGCAUUCUAUUAACUUUUAAUCAUUCUUAAUCUAGAUUUUUCCUUUUUUCUUCUGACUGGUGUUCGCUUUUUAUUACUAUUCUUGCUUAUGAUUGAAAAACUAAUAUGUAAAACUUUGUCACAUUGCAAAAAUAAUAAAAUACAAACACCAAAACUAUUGAUGUUAUAUAGUAUAGAUAAAUAAUUAUUAAUUAAGUUGUUCUAAGCGAUGUUAAACAUAAUUUAGGCCGGUUGCAGAUGCAGCGUUUUAUUAACCGCGACAAUUUUUUUUUGUCUUAAAUUCUGUUAUAAUUUAUUGUAUAUAUAAGCGAAAGAUAGAGUCUGUUUUUUGUUCAACGCUGGCGAUACAUAAAAUUAAUAAACUUAAAGCGAAUGAAUUAUGAAAAAAAUAUACAUUUGGAACUAUCUGUUUUAGAUGGUAGAUAAAGAUUAAAAUGUAAUCGAAUGAAAUUAAUUUUUUCACAUUAGCUUAGGCUUAGUUCAAAUAUCGGCUUCGUGUUCUGCCGUCUUGAUAUUUAAAAGCAUCGAACGUUCGUCUCCAUAACUCUCAAGUGGCCUCAAAACCCAUUAGGCCGACAUAACCAUAGUCUAUAGAUAUUAAUAUAGUUCAAAGUACUAUUAUUAUACUAAAGAAAUAUCCUAGUACCACUGUAACUGGUAUUCCGGAACAGUUGGACUUAGUCUGGUCCAGUACAUACCUUCAAUCGUCUCUACCCUGUGCUAAUUGCUUCGAUUUCAUGGUUUAUAAGGCCAAGAGGCCUUCAAUUCACGAAGAAAUUGAGGCUGUCACGGUUCUGCCGAGCACCAGGCUUUCCUCUGUUUUAGUUUUCCGGUAAGUGAGUGUUUCCGGUACUAGCUAACCUAGCCUAAUAAUUCGCUAGCGGUUAAAUAUCAGGACUAACUUGUAUCUUAAAUUAGAUAUUUUUAAAGUUGUUACUAUCACUUCUGGGAGUAGUUAUAUUAAAUUUGCAACUAGAAUUUUUUUACAACAUAAGAGUUGAACAAGACAUACCAAAAUUUACUUAAGACAAAUAAGAUAAGAUUUAGUCACUAGAUCGGUUGGCUCAGUUGGAAGAGCGCUCGGAUGAAACCCGAGAGGUCGCGGGUCUGAGUCCCGCAUCGUCCACUAAUUUUGGUUACAAAUUUAAUUUAAACUUGUACCCAUCGGAUAUCACUAUUUGAUAGUAUUUUGAAAGGAUGUCUUAUAAAUAACAGUUUAUUUGCUGCAUUUAUGUACAUAAAUAAACGGCUGCUUGGAAACUCUUCCUUUUAGGAGACGAACGUUCGAUACUCUCCAAUUUCAGAUGCAACUCGAUUUAUUUACCUUUUUAAUUUUAUAUUAUUUUUAUAUACGAAUUAAUUAAGGUAACGACCCAUUGUGUAGAAAAUGGGCCCACGCAGCUUAAUUAUAAUGUAUUUGAGGCCUUCUUUCAUUAUUACACGGGCCCAAGUGAAGUGAGACGUUCCAUUUUGAAUGUAGUUAGUUAGUUUGGGCCCUUUUUGGUGUUUGCAUUCUAUUAACUUUUAAUCAUUCUUAAUCUAGAUUUUUCCUUUUUUUUCUCACCGGUGUUCGUUUUUUUUACUAUUCUUGCUUAUGAUUGUAAAACUAAUAUUUAUAACUUUGUCACAUUGCAAAAAUAAUAAAAUACAAACACCAAAACAGUUGAUGUUUCAUAGUAUAGAUAAUUAUUAAUUAAGUUGUUCUAAGCGAUGUUAAACAUGAUUUAGGCCGGUUGCAGAUGCAGCGUUUUUUUAACCGUGACAAUUUUUUUUGUCUUAAAGUCUGUUAUAAUUAAUUGUAUAUAUAAGCGAAAGAUGGAGUCUGUUUUUUUGUUCAACGCUGGCGAUACAAAAAAUAAUAAACUUAAAGCGAAUGAAUUAUGAAAAAAAUCUACAUUCGGAACUCUUUGUUUUCGAUGGUAGAUAAACGAUUAAAACGUAAUCGAAUGAAAUUGAUUUUUUCACAUUAGCUUAGGCUUAGUUCAAAUAUCGGCCUCGUGUUCUGCCGUCUUGAUAUGUAAAAGCAUCGAACGUUCGUCUCCAUAACUGUCAAGUGGCCUCAAAACCCGUAAGGCCGACAUAACCAUAGUAUAUAGAUAUUAAUAUAGUUCAAAAUACUAUUAUUAUGCUAUAGAAAUAUCCUAGUACCACUGUAACUGGUAUUCCGGAACAGUUGGACUUAGUCUGGUCCAGUACAUACCUUCAAUCGUCUCUACCCUGUCCUAAUUGCUUCGAUUUCAUGGUUUAUAAGGCCAAGAGGCCUUCAAUUCACGAAGAAAUUGAGGCUGUCACGGUUCUGCCGAGCACCAGGCUUUCCUCUGUUUUAGUUUUCCGGUAAGUGAGUGUUUCCGGUACUAGCUAACCUAGCCUAAUAAUUCGCUAACGGUUAAAUAUCAGGACUAACUUGUAUCUUAAAUUAGAUAUUUUUAAAGUUGUUACUAUCACUUCUGGGAGUAGUUAUAUUAAAUUUGUAACUAGAAUUUUUUUACAACAUAAGAGUUGAACAAGACAUACCAAAAUUUACUUAAGACAGAUAAGAUAAUAUUUAGUCACUAGAUCGGUUGGCUCAGUUGGAAGAGCGCUCGGACGAAACCCGAGAGGUCGCGGGUCUGAGUCCCGCAUCGUCCACUAAUUUUGGUUACAAAUUUAAUUUAAACUUGUACCCAUCGGAUAUCACUAUUUGAUAGUAUUUUGAAAGGAUGUCUUAUAAAUAACAGUUUAUUUGCUGCAUUUAUGUACAUAAAUAAACAGCUCCUUGGAAACUCUUCCUUUUAGGAGACGAACGUUCGAUACUCUCCAAUUUCAGGUCUUCGUUUGCGUGAAAUGAAGUCGCAUAUUAAAUGUAAAAUCGAAUGGACACACAUGUUUUUCUAUGUUUAUAUAGUGAAGUUAGAUUUGACAAUGUUAAUGUAAGGUGGCGUAAUGUUGGAACUGGCCGUGAUGUUGGAAUUGUCACACAAGAUGGCGGCUAGAUGGGUACCGCAGCAUUUGUUUUGAUUGACUGUACUGUAGCUGGUGACAUUACUGAUCUUAAUGAUACCAUUUACUUUAUUUACCAGUGGGAGGCUCCUUUGCACAGGAUGCUGGCUAGAUUAUGGGUACUACAACGGCGCCCUUUUUCUACUGAGAAGCAGCUCAAGGUAACGAGCGCAAUUGUAGAGCCGCUCAGAAUCUGGGUUUUUCAAAAAUCCUGAGCAGCAUUGCAUUGUAAUUGGCAGGGCGUAUCAAUUACUAUCAGCUGAACGUCCUUCUCGUCUCGUCCCAUAUUGUCGUAAGAUAAAGAUGGCGAGCACAAACGUGGUUGAUGCGUACAAUUUUGGUAUCACAUGUUGAUCUCGUCAGUUCCAAUCACCGUAAAAUAUAUUUAAAAGGCUUCAAUUUUCCGAUCAGUGAGGAAGAAUCUUGGUUUCUUCUCAUUCGCAAGGAACAUGGUGCUCUUAAUUGAAACCAAAAGUGGGCUGUUAAGAAUAAUUCACACAAAUUAAAAGAAUGUCUUAUCGUGUCCUAAGGCUCACGAUUGGACGAUAUUAUUUUGUGGUCAGAAGUGGGAUACUGAGCAUAUUACAGUGAAAAAUUGUAACGCAUCAUAAAACGAACAACGAUGUGAAAUUUAUUUAUUUGUAUAAAUCGUUGUAAAACAGUUCUUAAAAUUGUAGUUUUUGAUUGUCAAUAUGUAUUAUAAUGUAUUAUGUGUCUGAUGACUCAUAAUUUGGGUCAAAAUUAAUAGGUGUCAGCUACUUGUCAUGUCAACGUGAUAAAAUACUGCGGCACCAGUUCCAAUUUUACGUAGAAAUAAUAAAUAUACACACGGGGCGCUUUUCCCGCUUGGGUUCUAGCUUAUCGUUUCACGUCCCAUACGUUUUUUAGUGGUUUUUUAUGGGAUUAUAUUUCAUUUGCGAUUAGGUUAGAUUAGACCAAAUUUGUAGAAAUGGGGUUGUCUUGAGCGUAUUUAGAUGUUAUUUUCUCAACAUCUGCUAUUUAAGUAUUUACGACUAUCAAUAAAAAUACAGUGAAAUUUAUAAUUUUAUGUAUUAUAAUAUACAUAGAAUUGAAUUUGUUAAAUAUAAAUCUACAAACAUGAGAAUGUAAUAAUUUUUUCCAUACACGUUUGUAUUUCGUGUAGAUUAUUGUAACGUUGGAAUCAUUCAAUUCAUUAUAAUAUUACAAGGCUUACGAAGCCUUUAUUUUAAUCAGUAUCAAUCUUAUUGGAGAUUGGCUAAAUGACUAAAUCGGUGUAAUAUUUUCUUGGUGAUUAUGAGCUUUAUAAUUAAUUAUUAAUUAAUUGCUUACGUAAGUUUUGAAAGUAAUUCACAUAACUGUACAUAAUUGAAAUUUAUAUUACUUGAAUUGUCAAAUAAUUAUUAUUGUAAUUUUCACUUUUGCAAUUAAUUAGAGUGUAUCAAGUGGCUUUAUAGCUUUUUAUAUCAGUGUGGUUAAAAAUGGCUAACAUAAAAUAGAUGGUGGCUGUUAUACGUGAUUAAAACUACAACACUGUUUUACAUUUAAAACGUAAAAUCGGUACUUAAGUUACAUACACGGAGUACUGUGACUUAGGAUUUUUAAGAUUAUGUAUUGUAGAAGAACACUAGAAUGCUAACAUUUGUAUUGUUAUUCGUAUAAAACAUGGAAUUUAGCUCAUUCUAAUUAUUCCUGUAAAAAAGUCUACCAAAAAUAUAUAAUCAGUUGUAAACGUAUCGUAAUACGCUCUCAUAUUUUUUUUAUUAAUAAAAAAUAAUAAAAUCUAAAUACGCUCAUAAGACUGGACGCGUUUGGAACGCGGCAUUUUACGCGCGCGGUGUGUGCGUGGACUUAUCUCCGAAGUUAUUGGGGGAGUGCAACAUGAAUUUACAGACAUACACACAAUAUUAUUAUUAUAUUAUAUUAUUAAAUAUAGAGUUUUAUUUAAAA
This is a messenger RNA of Leptidea sinapis, 7932 nucleotides long. Its product is annotated as zinc finger protein 696-like. The record is from RefSeq and is a predicted model, not a curated record. The coding region runs from base 6 to 1946 and encodes 646 amino acids. NCBI's taxonomy places the organism in Eukaryota, Metazoa, Arthropoda, Insecta, Lepidoptera, Pieridae. The transcript is spliced from 17 exons. Gene Ontology annotation, molecular function: DNA binding. Gene Ontology annotation, cellular component: nucleus.